AUGCAGCCGCGCCACGCCGUGACCAUAUUUGCGUUGGAUGUCUGCGCAUUCCUUUUCCUGUGCCUCCUCGCACCCACACUUACCUUCCCCCAUCCCCGCCUCCCCAUUUCCCUCCUUAUUUCCGCCCCGCGUGCUGCACAAUCUCCGAGCAUUUUGCGCGCAUUCCGGCGCGGUGCGCGCUGCGCGCCGAUGUACGCGGUGGGGGCGCGCAUCUGGGUGAAGGAUGAGGAGGAGGCGUUUGUGGAGGCGGUGGUGACGGCAGUGGAUGGCGACGCUAUCGAGGCAGACGUGAUCGGGCGCAAGGGGCCUCUGGCUAAGGCGCACCUGAAGGCGUCAGAAUGCCACCACAAGGAGGAGGACCUGGGGCUGGUGGACGACAUGACCAAGCUCGCCCACCUGCACGAGCCUGGCGUGCUGCACAAUCUCGCCACGCGCUACCAAAAGAACCUCAUCUACACGUACACGGGAAGCAUCCUGAUAGCGGUGAACCCGUUUGUGCGUCUGCCAGCGCUGUACCACCCGAUCAUGAAGCUGCAGUACCGCGGAGCACAGCUGGGCGAGCUCGGACCACACGUCUUCGCCAUUGCCGACCAUGCCUACAGGUCGAUGCUGGACACGGGGCAGAGCCAGUCGGUGCUGAUCAGUGGGGAGAGCGGGGCGGGCAAGACAGAGACAACGAAGCUGGUGAUGGAGUAUCUGGCGGGUCUGGGGGACACGGGCCACGACAAAAGCAAGGGCGCGCCCAAGAAUGAGGCCAUGAUUGCCUCCCAGCUCUGCGUGUCCCGAGUGCUCGAGUCCAACCAAUUGUUGGAGUCCUUUGGGAAUGCCAAGACAGUGCGCAACAACAACUCCAGUCGCUUUGGCAAGUUCAUAGAGAUCCAGUUCGAUGCAGAUGGGUGUGUGUCGGGUGCAGCCAUCCGCUCGUACCUGCUAGAGCGGUCCAGAGUGGUGCAGAUCAGUGACCCUGAGCGCUCCUACCACUGCUUCUACCAGCUCAUCUAUGGAGCCACGCCUGAGGAAGCCGAACUUUUCAAGCUGCCCACAACCGGCGAGCGAGGCAAGCAGUUCCGGUAUCUGAACCAGAGCGAGUGUUUCGAGCUGCCCGACAGCUGCAGCAACGCGGAGGAGUAUCGGAAGACACGGCACGCCAUGCAAGUCAUGGGCUUCACUCUCGAGGAGCAGAUGGGCAUUCUGCGGCUGCUGGCGGCCAUUCUGCACCUGGGCAACGUGCUGUUCCAAGAGGGGGACGAACCCCCGCCGCAACUGGCAGGGGAGCAGCCAGACUUCCAUCUCACCACUGUGGCUGAACUCCUGGGCGUGCCCAAGGAUGCGUUGUUAGAGUCGCUGGUGACGUACACGCGCAAGGUGGGCCGGGAGGUGUUCAAGAGCCCGCUCAAGCCACAGGCCGCCGCUGCCAAGCGCGACACACUCGCCAAAACGCUCUACUCCAAGCUCUUUGACUGGAUUGUGGCGAAGGUGAAUGAGAGCAUAGGGCAGGACCCCACGUCCACCAUGCUCAUUGGCGUGCUCGAUAUCUAUGGCUUCGAGCACUUCAAAACCAACAGCUUUGAGCAGUUCUGCAUCAACCUCGCCAACGAGAAGCUUCAGCAGCACUUCAAUGCUCAUGUGUUGAAGAUGGAGCAGGAAGAGUACACACGAGAGGAGAUCGACUGGAGCUAUGUGGACUUCACAGACAAUGAGGACGUGCUAGAGCUCAUUGAAGGGAAGCAAGGCAUUCUCAGCACACUGGACUCCACUUGCAAGACGCCCAACUCCACGCCGGAGACAUUCAGCCGCACACUCUACAAGCAGUAUGAGGCCCACGAGCGAUUCCUCUUUGGCAAGAUGUCCAAAACCGACUUCACCAUCCACCAUUACGCUGGACAGGUGAAGUACCUAACGGACGAGUUCCUGGUGAAGAACAUGGAUGCCGUGGUGCCGGAACAUGAAACCCUGCUGGGCCACUCUGACCACGCCUACAUAGCCCAGCUCUUCCCCAUCGAUGCCGAGGCCAGCAAGGCCGCCUUCAACUCCCUGGGCAAGCGAUUCAAGGAGCAACUGGCAGCGUUGAUGCGCACGCUCAACAGCACAGCACCGCACUACAUCCGGUGUGUGAAGCCCAAUAGCACACUCAAGCCGGGAGUCUUCACACGCACUCUGGUCAUGGAGCAGCUGCGAUCUGGGGGUGUGCUGGAGGCAGUGCGAGUGUGCUCCAAGGGCUACCCCACGCGGCGCUCCUUUGAGGACUUUAUUGACAGAUUCGCCUUCCUCGUGCCCUCCGAACUCUACGACGAGGCCGAGGAUGAUGAGCUGGUGCGGGCGAUCAUGAAGGAGGCUGGCAUUCAAGGAUACCAGAUCGGGCUGACCAAGGUGUUUCUGAGGGCGGGGCAGAUGGUGGUGCUGGAGACGAUGCGGCUGAACCGCAUGGCGGAGGCGGCGCGCACCAUUCAGAAGUACUUCCGGGCCUACCUCUUCCGCCUGCACCGCAAGCAGGCUGCACUCACCAUCCAGAAUUACUGGCGAGGCUUCAAGGCGCGGGAACAACUGCGAGUGUUGCGGGAGUUCAAGGCAGCACAGACGAUUCAGAAGUACACGCGGCGAUGGAUGCACCGGCGCCGCUUCCUGGACAUGCGCGAGGCGCAGAUCCGCAUUGCUGCCCACGUGCGCAUGCACCAGGCGCGCACCCACUACAUCUUCACCCGCCGCACGCUCGCCGCCACCAAGAUUCAGGCCACAUGGCGAGGGUACAACCUGCGGAAGCCGUACUGGGCACUGCGGCGGCGGCUGCAAGUGCGGCUGGGGCAGAGGCGACUGACCAGGAUGAAGGAGGCGGCAGCAAGGGCGGCACUGCUGGCGCCCCCGCGCACCAAGGUGGAGGCUUCCCUGGAGCAGCUGCGCCUCAAAGUGCUGCGCUUGAUGAAGACCAAGGAGGAGAAGAAGCGGAAGGAGCUGCAGGAGCAGCUGGACAUCGCCCUAAAGGAGGUAGAAGCCAAGGCCAAGGAGAACGCGCAGCUCACCCAACGCCUCAAGGAGGAAACAGCCCGCGCACACCGCGCAGAGGAGGAGCUCCGAUCUCUCAUCGGCCACCCCGACUACCCCGCUGCUGCUGGCGGUGCCGGUGGUGGUGGUGGUGGUGGCGCCGCCUCCCACCACCACCAGUCCGGCCUGCCGCAUGCGCUUUCGAGAGGCGGGGUUAUGCACUCGCCCGGUGUUGGGCGCCGGUUUGCCAAGGGCGCGUCUCUUGAGGCGGAGAGGGCUGGUGGGAGGGACGGGAGGGGCGUGUGGGGAGCGGAUGUUGCUGCGGCGGCCGCGGCUUCGAUUGCCGGGGUGGAGGAGGGGGGAGCGAGAGGGGAAGGGAGCGGAUCGGACCUGGAAAUAUCAACAACUCGGGCUUCAGGACUGGGGUUUGCUGCUAGGAUGAGGUCGCCGCGAGUGGGCGGCUUUGAUAUGCCGGGAUUCGGGGGGUCUGCGAGCGUGGGAGGAGCGGAGGGGAGGGGGCCGGUACAACGGUCGAAAGCGUGGGCGAGAGUGAAGGCACGGAAGGGCGAGGUGCUGCAGAUGAGUGAUGACCCUGACAUGGCGACCGCUGCUGCGGUUUCCUCUGCUAUGGGUGCUCCGAACGCGGCGUGGGGCAAGAUGUUUAUCCAGAUCGCGCGGCUGAAUGAGGAGUUGGAGAAGCUAAAGGAGGAGAAGGCGGGGGUGGAGGAGAAGGUGAAGGAGGAGCGGCUGCGGAUGGAGGGGAUGGAGCGGAAGGUGGAGGCGUAUGAGGGCACGCUGCAGUCCCAGGAGAGCCUGAUUAAGGAGAUGCAGGGGAAGAUGAAAGAGCUGCAGGAGAAGCUGAAGAACAAGGACGAGGAGGUGCGGGAGCUUUCCUGGAAGCUUCUCGACGAAAGCAUCGAAGGGAGGAGCGGGGGUGGGGGGCAGCAAGGGCUGGGAGGAGGAGGCGAGGCAGGGGCAGCAGGAGGGGAGGAGGAGGUAUUGAGCCGGCCAAUUGCAGGAGGGGGCCUGCAGAUCGCUGUACCUUCAUCGCCUCGCAUCUCACUCCCACCCAUGUCCUCCCAUGGGCCUCCAGUGUCGCCCAACAAGCUUAAAGCCCAGCUUGAGGACCGGCUGCUGACGCUGGCAACGACCAACAUGUACGGCUUCUCAGAGCACGGGCACCCCAUCGCCAUGUGCACACUCUACAAGGCACUGGACCACUGGAAGACCUUCGAGGCCGCGCGCACCAACACGUUCGACCGCAUUAUAGAGGCUCUGCAGCUCGCCACGCACACUGGGAGUUUGCAGAUGCUGGGUUACUGGCUGAGCAACACGGCUACUCUGCUGUGCCUGCUUGAGACGACGCAUACGAAGCGCGUGCAGCUUCGGCAGCAGAGCGGCGGCGGCAGCGGGUGGUUCGCGUGGGGCGGCGAAGGGGCGGCCUCGUCAGACAGCAAGUCAGCAGUGGAUCUGACGCUGUUCAAGACGCAGCUGCGGCUGGCAACGGAGCGCAUCUAUGUGACGGUGCGCGACUCCAUCAACAACGAGCUGCAGGGCCACUUCGGCAGCGGCCACCUCGUCGGCCAGACCCCCCGCAAAGCCUCAGCCACGCCAACCCCGCGAUCCCGCCGCUCCCGUGGCGGCUCCUCAGGGGGCGACCGGUCGUCCCUGCCACGCUCGGCAGGCAGCAUGCGGCGGCAGAUGCUGGACUACUGGGGGAACGUGCUGGAGACCGUGGGCCACAUGGUGGCUGCCCUGGAGGAUAACCACGUGCCGGUGUUUCUGAUUCAGCAUGUUCUCAGGCAGCUGCUGUCUUAUGUUGACCUUCGGGUGUUCAACAGCCUCAUGGUGCGCAGCCAGUGGUGCCCGUGCAACUUCAGCAACGGGGAGACGAUAGAGGAGGGCAUGGGAAAGCUGGACCGAUGGCUCACAGACCUCGAGAUGAGCCACGCCAAGCGCGCUCAGGGGGAGCUGCCAGGUCUCAAGGACAGCCUGUGCCAUGUCCGGCAGGCCGCACUGCUGCUGACGAUGAAGAACAAGCACACAGCAACAGUAGACGGCGUGAGGAAGCUGUGCCCGGACCUGAACGGCAAGCAGCUGGGCAAGAUCUGCCUCUGGUACCAGGACGAGAAGUACGGCACCCUGGGCUUCGACCCCGAUGUGAACUACGAACUCAGUGAUUUGGCGGACGAUGACGAUGCUGAGAUGCUCAAGGACGAUGAGAGCGACCUGGCGGAUGAUGACAGUGCUGAGAUGCUCAAGGACGAUGAGAGGGAGUGGGAGAGGGGAGCCGUGCAGCCGGGCAAAUUCCGCCAACAAUCCAGGCCACAUGCUCAUUCCCACUCACCCCACCCACCACCGCUCGCCCCUCCUCCCCCGAGUGUGCCCUUUGCUAUCACGGACCUAGUAGCAUCUAUGGGAGAGAUUAGAGAUUACCCAGUCAACAUGCUCGUUCUCACUACCACGAACUCUCCCUCUCUGCACCCCAGUGUGCCCUUCGCCAUCACGGACCUGGUAGCAUCCAUGGGCGAGAUCAACCUGGACGAGGUGCCUCUGCCUCCGGAGCUACGUCGCGACCCGCACUUUCGCUUCCUGCAGCCCACUCCUGCCAACGAGCCCCAGCAGCCGCCCAAAGUCCCCGCCACUAAGAGCGCCACGCUCCCCACGCCCACCAGAAGCUUCUGGGGCUGA
This is a messenger RNA of Closterium sp. Naga37s-1, 5670 nucleotides long. NCBI's taxonomy places the organism in Eukaryota, Viridiplantae, Streptophyta, Zygnematophyceae, Desmidiales, Closteriaceae. The record is from the annotation of a GenBank genome assembly.